GCUACUUGGGGAGACUGAGAUUGCAAGGAUCCUGGUUUGAGGUCUUAGAAAAAUACCCCAAUACACCCAUGAGUCAUAAAGAAAUUCUUCAAGUUAUCCAGAGAGAAGGACUAAAAGAAAUCAGAAGUGGAACCUCCCCUCUUGCUUGUCUGAAUGCAAUGCUGCACACAAACUCCCGAGGUGAAGAAGGCAUCUUCUAUAAAGUCCCAGGUAGAAUGGGCGUGUAUACUUUAAAGAAAGAUGUACCAGAUGGGGUGAAAGAGCUAUCAGAAGGUUCAGAAGAAAGCAGUGAUGGUCAGUCAGAUUCUCAGAGUUCUGAGAACAGCAGCAGCAGCAGUGAUGGCGGCAGCAACAAAGAGGGAAAGAAGAGCAGGUGGAAAAGGAAAGUAUCAUCUAGACUGUCACAACCAUCCUCCCCACAGUCAGUCUGCCCAUCACCCACCAUCCCAGCAAGUAAAGUCAUUUCUCCAUCACAGAAGCACAGCAAGAAGGCACUAAAACAGGCUCUAAAGCAGCAACAGCAGAAGAAGCAGCAGCAGCAGCAGUGCAGGCCAAGCAUGUCCAUCUCCUCCAGCCAGCACCUCUCUCUCAAGACUGUCAAAGCAGCCAGUGACUCUGUACCUGCCAAACCUGCAAUAUGGGAAGGAAAGCAAUCUGAUGGACAGUCAAACAGUCCCCAGAACUCAAACUCCAGCUUUUCUUCCUCAGUGAAAGUGGAAAGUCCAUUGCUAGGCUUUGGGAAGAAGUCUUUCCAGAGGUCUGACAGGCUCCACACAAGGAUCGAACCCAAGGCCUUCGUCAUGCUAGGGCAAAUGAAAAGGACUAAAAGUGCUGACAUUGAUGUUGAGACACCGGACUCCAUUCUGGUUAACACAAAUCUGCGAGCGCUGAUCAACAAGCACACCUUUUCAGUCCUGCCUGGAGAGUGUCAGCAGCGGCUGCUUUUACUGCUUCCAGAGGUGGACCGACAGGUUGGUCCAGAUGGCUUGAUGAAGUUGAAUGGCUCAGCCCUUAACAAUGAGUUCUUCACUUCAGCAGCUCAAGGUUGGAAAGAACGACUGUCAGAAGGCGAGUUUACCCCUGAGAUGCAAGUGAGAAUUCGACAAGAGAUUGAGAAGGAGAAAAAAGUAGAACCAUGGAAGGAACAAUUCUUUGAAAGCUACUAUGGUCAGAGUUCUGGCUUGAGCCUGGAAGAUUCAAAGAAAUUAACAACUUCCCCCAGUGAUCCCAAAGUAAAGAAAUCCCCAGCUGAGCAACCAAAAUCUAUUCUUCCUUCAGAGGCCUCUCCUGUCAGAAUAAUCCCAAUAGUUCCCCCAUCAGAGUGUAAAGAAGAAGCAGUGCAAAUGCCAUCACCAGUGAGCAAAGAAGAACAUGAAAGCCAAGAUGAGGCACAGCCCAACUACAAAUCCUCAGAGCCUCUCCUUGUCUCAGCUAGCAACGCAAAUGAGCCUAGCAGUGUUCUUCCUGUCAGAUGCCCAAAGGCUGAGGAUCUCUCAGAACGGAAGGCAGUUGCCGCUACUGAACCAGAAUCUGAGAAAGAGAAUCACGUCACCACAGCUUCCAAUUACAACAAAAGUGAAAGCCAACAGGCUUUAGUUACAUCUCCAACCAAACCCAAGAGUCCUGGGGUGGAAAAACCGAUAAUAAAGCCCAUAGCAGAUACAGGCCCACAGGAGAUCAGUAUGAAAGAACCUCCAGCACCUCCCAAUGAUCAGAAUCCAGAAAGCCUCAAGAGGAAAUCUUCUCUCACUCAAGAAGAGGCCCCUGUGAGCUGGGAAAAAAGACCACGUGUCACUGAGAAUCGCCAGCACCAGCAGCCAUUUCCCGUCUCGCCGCAGCCCUUUCUCAACAGAGGGGACAGAGUCCAGGUGCGAAAAGUACCUCCUCUCAAGAUCCCGGUCUCCAGGAUCUCCCCCAUGCCGUUUCCUACAUCGCAGGUCUCUCCCAGGGCUCGUUUUCCAAUCUCCAUCACUAGUCCUAACAGAACAGGAGCCAGAACUCUCGCAGACAUCAAAGCAAAAGCCCAGCUGGUCAAAGCACAGAGAGCAGCAGCUGCAGCCGCCGCCGCAGCUGCUGCAGCCGCCUCAAUUGGAGGGACCAUUCCAGGACCUGGUCCUGGGGGUGGACAAGGUCCAGGAGAGGGUGGUGAAAGGAAAACUGCAAGUGGAGGGAGUCCAGGCUCAGGAGUCAGUGCAACUGGAAAGGGCUCCACACUGGAGCUGGCAGGAACUGGAAGCAGGGGAGGUACGAGAGAGCUUUUACCCUGUGGUCCAGAGACUUAUUCCCAACCUGAGAUCAAGACCCCAGGCCAGGCACAGCCUCCUAGUGUCUCUGGAGCACAACUACAGCAAGCCCCCUCAGUGCCUCCAGCACCUGCCAUCAGUGGCUCAUCCACAAACAUCCCAUCACCAGCCCACAUAGAGAAAGCAAAUAAUGAAAAAACGAACCCCACCAGGACAACAGCCACCAUGGCCUGUCCUAGCCACCCAAAAGGACCCAGUAAUUGCAGACAGGAGAAACCUCCUUCUCCAACAGAGUCUGCUCUGAUUUCAGGAGCAUCACCUGUUUGUUUUAUAGCUGAUGGCACAGUUGCACCCAAAGCAGGUUCUAGUAAGAAUGCACUGCACCCUUCAGCCUCAGCAAAACCUGCUGCUGCCGCUCCCAUGGAUACAGCUUCCUUCCCUUUAACCUCGUUAUUGACCACAGCCACUUUAGAACAGUUUCCUGCACCCCAGGUCAGUGUAACUGCAGCAUCUACUGGAUCAGCUCCAUCCCUGAGCACAUUGCCAGCAGCUUGUAGCCUUAAACCCCCAGGAACUUCUGCAAAUAUGAAUGGACCCAUUUCAAGACCAAGCUCUAGUAUUCCUGCUAAUAAUCCCUUAGUUACUCAGCUACUCCAGGGCAAAGAUGUCCCCAUGGAGCAAAUUCUGCCUAAACCUCUCACCAAAGUUGAAAUGAAAACUGUUCUACUGAGUACAAAAGAGGAAAAGGGAAUAGGUGCACUCACAGUUACCAGCAGAACAGAAAGUAGCACCAGAGAGGAGGUUAAUGACAGACAGUCUCAUCCAGCUAUCCAGCAGCUGGGGAAAACCUUGCAGAGCAAGCAGCAACCCCAGGUUCCAAGGUCCCUGCAGCUCUUUUCAGCUAAGGACCUGAGGGACUCUAGCAUUGACACACACCCAUACCAAGAGGGACUAAGUAAAGCAACCCAAGAUCAGAUCCUUCAGACUCUCAUUCAGAGGGUUCGAAGGCAGAACGUUCUUUCAUUUGUGCCUCCCUCCCAGUUCAACUUUGCUCACUCAGGUUUCCAGUUAGAAGACAUCUCCACAAGCCAGAGGUUCAUGCUGGGCUUUGCUGGCAGAAGGACAUCCAAACCUGCAAUGACAGGUCACUACUUACUUAAUAUUUCCACCUAUGGCCGGGGUUCAGAGAGCUUUAGGAGGACCCACUCUGUAAACCCUGAAGACCGCUUUUGUCUAAGUAGCCCCACUGAAGUCUUGAGAAUGGGUUGUACAGAUUGUAAAAACACAACAGGAGAUAGUUGCAGCAGCAAAGAAGAUGAAACUGAUGAGGAGAGCACUGGCGAUGAGCAGGAGUCUGUCUUGGUGAAGGAGGAGCCCCAGGCAUCCCGGUGUUCUGGCAAGCAUGACACAAGUUCAGGAUCCCACAAUAGGGAGACCCCAUCCACCAAUGACUGCUUAGCCAACAAGAAUAGCAAGGUGGAGGCACCAAUGAGGGAGCAAACCACUUUAAGCCAAGAGAAUUACCUGUUCGCUAGAGGCCAUACAUUUGAUGAAAAGACCCUAGCCAGAGACUUUCUUCAGGCAGCACAGAAACAGAUGGCUCAAGUGGUGAGAGGUAAGACGAUGCCUAGCAGCCCUGAGCUUUUUAAUUCUGCUGCUCUUUCUCUACCUGCAGACAGCCCCACCCAUCAGCCUUUACUCCUUCCACCUCUGCAAACCCCGAAGUUAUAUGGAAGCCCCACACAGAUAGGGCCAAGCUACAGAGGCAUGAUCAAUGUUUCCACCUCAUCAGACAUGGACCACAACUCUGCUGUACCAGGUAGCCAGGUAUCUAGCAAUGUAGGCGAUGUCAUGUCCUUUUCAGUGACUGUCACUACCAUCCCUGCUAGCCAAGCUAUGAAUUCGAGCAGCCAUGGCCAGACAAUUCCUGUUCAGGCCUUUCCUGAAGAGAACAGCAUAGAGGACACGCCUUCGAAAUGUUACUGCCGGUUGAAAGCCAUGAUCAUGUGCAAAGGAUGUGGAGCUUUCUGCCACGAUGAUUGCAUUGGCCCCUCCAAACUGUGUGUCUCCUGCCUUGUCGUUCGGUAAUGAGACUGGAAAGAUACACAUGGUAGUGGGGAAGGGAAGGGUUAACCAGAUGUGUUCUUGCAUCCUUUUGGAAUCACAGAAAUAAGGGUUCACUUGUCUUAACAGACAGAUGUUAAUCAGGAAUUCAGAGUAAGGUCUUUUACAUUUUAGAGGAAGAGCACCUUGUAUAGUAAGUCUAAAUUGAGCAAGACUUUAUGAAUUUGUGACAAGUUUGCACUUACAAAAUCAUGUAAAUAUGUCACAUUUUGUUUAACAUUUGUUUUUCCAAGUGGUUAGGUAAUAAUGUAUUGCUUUGAAUUUAGAUUUAUGUUCCAUUUUAUUUGACUCUCAGAAAAAUUGGAUGCAGUGUGUGGCAAAGGGAAACUCUCCCUUCUGACCUUUCCUGGGGCUGAAAAAGGAAAGAGUGGUCUGAAGAGGUGACCAUUCACACUGAUUAUGUCUUUACAGUCUGGCUGCAGUUUAUUCAUGAAUUACUUGGCUUUUGUAGGAUUUGGAUUCAAGGUUUACCUUGGAUGGAACCUUUCUAAAGCGGAAGUUUUUAAUAAGGUGUUAAAGUCCCACACAGUGCUCUGACUCCAAAAGCCUGACUUGGCUGGCUCUUGGCUUUUGUUGUCAAGCAGAGCCCUGCUGCUCCUUAAUCCCCACCCCCUGGCCUGAGACAGUGAAUGUGGCUUCAGAAGGGAGGGCCUCCUUGGCCCCUUCUGUGUUACUGUCGGCUGUUCAUGGCAACAGUUCCAGCAAUAAUACAUCUCUCACGCUGUGGUUCAUGGGAACUCACAAAACAGGUGUGAAGUACUAGUGUGAAAUGACAGACACAUGUUAGUGAUGUGAUUGCAACUGUCUCAGACAAAGGAAAUGAAACUUCAACUGAACAGGAAGAACUUUGGGAAAUGAUUUUUAGCAAUAGAUACAAGGUAGCCUCUUUCCUCCUCUCCCCCAACCCAUUCCCUGUGUCAUCCAGUCAGCUGUUUUUGCGGGUAGAUAACCGUCUUAGUGACACAUUGGCUCCUUCUGUUCAGCCCUUUCUGACUUCCAGUCAUCUGAGAAGGAUGGAGUGAUCUUGUGCCAUCACAUCUUAAACACGCGUGUGUGCAGCACAGCACAAGACAGUUUGCUGUUUUAGAAAGUGUGUCCACUGGUCCGGAAUUACUGCUGUCUGUGUACCUGGAUGCCUAAAGUAAAGGGGUCUAGGUGAGUGGCUAAGGGAAUGUCUGGAAGAAAAAUUAGCUCCCAGGUUUGGUUGUUUUUGUUUAUCUUUUUUUAGUUAAAAAUCCUCAAGUGACUGGAAGAUUUUAAGUACAUACUAUUUAGGUCACAGCUAAAGAACUUUUAAAAAAACUUAUUUACCAAAAUUUGGUAUUAAAUAGG
This is a messenger RNA of Castor canadensis (American beaver), 5699 nucleotides long. NCBI's taxonomy places the organism in Eukaryota, Metazoa, Chordata, Mammalia, Rodentia, Castoridae. The record is from RefSeq and is a predicted model, not a curated record.